This is a messenger RNA of Ambispora leptoticha, 163 nucleotides long. The record is from the annotation of a GenBank genome assembly. NCBI's taxonomy places the organism in Eukaryota, Fungi, Glomeromycota, Glomeromycetes, Archaeosporales, Ambisporaceae.
AUGAGUAGAAAAAAGGUUGUAGUGGCUUUAAGUGGAGGAGUAGAUUCAGCAGUAGGUGCUUAUCUCCUCAAAAAAGAAGGACUGGAACGAUGCCCAAGAAAUUGCCCGCCAAUUAGACAUCCUAAUUUACAAAGUAGACUUUAUUCAGGAAUAUUGAAACGAA